AUGGAUUCGGCGAGGCAGGUUUUCACGGUGGACCUUCUAGAAAGGUACGCCGCGAAAGGCCGCGGAGUCAUCACGUGUAUGGCUGCCGGAAAUGACGUCAUUGUGCUCGGAACUAGUAAAGGUUGGAUAAUCCGGCAUGAUUUCGGGGUCGGAGAUUCGUUCGAUUUUGAUCUCUCUACGGGUCGUCCGGGGGAGCAUUCGAUUCAUAGAGUUUUUGUUGAUCCUGGAGGGAGCCACUGUAUCGCCUGCAUUGUUGGUACCGGUGGUGCUGAUACUUUCUAUAUGCAUGCGAAAUGGAGCAAGCCGCGUGUUUUGACCAAGUUGAAAGGCCUUGUUGUGAAUGCUGUUGCCUGGAACAGACAGCAGAUUACAGAAGUUUCGACAAAGGAAGUUAUUCUUGGUACAGACAACGGACAACUUUAUGAGAUUGCUGUGGAUGAGAAGGAUAAGAAGGAGAAGUAUGUGAAGUUUCUUUAUGAACUAAUUGAACUUCCUGAGGCCUUCAUGAGUUUGCAGAUGGAAACUGCCACGAUUCUGAACGGAACUAGAUACUAUGUGAUGGCUGUUACUCCUACACGACUCUAUUCUUAUACAGGAAUUGGAUUGUUGGAUGCAAUUUUUGCUAGUUACUUGGAGCAUCCGGUGCGUUUCAUGGAGCUUCCCGGUGAAAUACCUAACAGUGAAUUGCAUUUCUAUAUCAAGCAAAGACGAGCAGUACAUUUUGCAUGGCUUUCUGGAGCUGGAAUCUAUAAUGGCGGUUUAAAUUUUGGUGCUCAACAUAGUUCUUCAACUGGAGAUGAGAAUUUUGUGGAGAACAAGGCUCUUCUGGCAUAUUCAAAAUUGUCUGAGAGUUCUGAAGUUGUGAUGCCCACUUCUAUGGCCGUUUCAGAAUUUCAUUUCCUGCUUCUUAUCGGGAAUAAGGUUAAGGUUGUAAAUAGAAUAAGUGAGCAAAUUAUAGAGGAACUUCAGUUUGAUCAAACAUCCGAAUCAGCUUCAAGGGGUAUCAUUGGAUUAUGUAGUGAUGCCACAGCUGGACUGUUCUAUGCUUAUGACCAGAACUCUGUAUUUCAGGUGUCUGUUAAUGAUGAAGGCCGAGAUAUGUGGAAAGUUUAUCUGGACAUGAAAGAGUAUGCUGCUGCUUUGGCAAAUUGUCGCGACCCACUUCAAAGGGACCAAGUAUAUUUAGUACAGGCUGAGGCUGCAUUUAACUCAAAAGAUUAUCUCAGAGCAGCAUCUUUCUAUGCAAAGAUAAACUACAUAUUAUCAUUCGAGGAGAUCACUCUGAAGUUUAUCACUGUCAAUGAACAGGAUGCUUUGAGAACCUUUUUGUUGCGGAAACUCGACUGUCUUGCGAAGGAUGACAAGUGCCAAAUAACCAUGAUUUCAACGUGGACAACUGAAUUGUACUUAGAUAAGAUAAAUCGCCUACUGUUGGAAGAUGACACUGCAUUGGAAAAUCGGAAUUCAGAGUAUCAAUCUAUUAUUAAAGAGUUUCGUGCAUUUCUGAGUGACUCCAAGGAUGUAUUGGAUGAAGCAACCACAAUGAGACUAUUAGAAAGUUAUGGUCGAGUUGAAGAGUUGGUAUUUUUUGCUAGUCUGAAAGAACAAUAUGAAAUUGUAGUGCACCAUUAUAUUCAGCAAGGAGAAGCGAAGAAGGCACUGGAGGUUCUUCAAAAACCUUCUGUUCCUAUUGAUCUUCAGUAUAAGUUUGCUCCUGACCUAAUUAUGCUUGACGCAUAUGAAGCUGUGGAGUCAUGGAUGGCGACAAACAACCUCAACCCUAGGAAACUCAUUCCGGCAAUGAUGCGCUAUUCGAGUGAACCGCAUGCAAAAAAUGAGACGCAUGAAGUCAUCAAAUACUUGGAAUACUGUGUUCACCGUUUGCACAAUGAGGACCCUGGAGUUCACAACUUGCUUUUAUCACUAUAUGCCAAGCAGGAAGAUGAUAGUGCACUUUUGCGCUUCCUACAAUUUAAAUUUGGAAAAGGACGGGAAAGUGGCCCUGAAUUCUUCUAUGAUCCCAAGUAUGCUUUACGCCUUUGCCUUAAAGAAAAAAGAAUGCGUGCCUGUGUUCAUAUAUACAGUAUGAUGUCAAUGCAUGAAGAAGCAGUUGCUCUCGCCCUCCAGGUUGAUCCUGAGCUUGCUAUGGCUGAAGCUGACAAGGUUGAAGAUGAUGAGGACUUGAGAAAGAAGCUCUGGCUCAUGGUUGCGAAGCAUGUAAUAGAACAGGAGAAGGGGGCUAAGAGGGAGAACAUACGGAAGGCAAUAGCAUUUCUUAAAGAAACAGAUGGCCUUUUAAAGAUAGAGGAUAUAUUACCAUUCUUUCCAGACUUUGCCCUAAUUGAUGACUUUAAGGAGGCAAUUUGCUCAUCAUUAGAGGAUUACAAUAAUCAAAUUGAACAACUCAAACAAGAGAUGAAUGAUGCGACACAUGGUGCUGACAACAUCAGAAAUGACAUUAGUGCCCUUGCUCAAAGAUAUGCUGUGAUUGAUCGUGAUGAAGAAUGUGGGGUGUGUCGGCGUAAAAUAUUAACUGUCGGUAGGGAGUAUCAGUUGAGUAGGGGCUAUUCAACAGUAGGGCAAAUGGCCCCCUUUUAUGUCUUUCCUUGUGGACAUGCCUUCCAUGCACAAUGCCUGAUUGCCCAUGUUACACGUAGCACUAAUGAAGCUCAAGCAGAGUAUAUUCUGGAUCUGCAGAAGCAACUCACUCUAUUGGAUGGGGAAUCUAGGAAGGAUUCAAAUGGUCCCCUGACUGACGAAACUUUAACAAGCAUGGCUCCUGUAGACAAGCUCCGAUCACAGUUGGAUGAUGCUGUGGCGAGCGAGUGCCCAUUUUGUGGGGACUUAAUGAUCCGCGAGAUCUCUCUGCCUUUCAUUCUUCCCGAGGAACAAUAUUCAAGUACUUCAUGGGAUAUACAAUCGCGUAAUCUUGGAAACCAGAGGAGUCUUUCUUUAUCUUUGUGAUUGUACUCUGUGUGCAUGUGAGUUGUUUUCCUAGAAAGGUGUAUCUGUUGCCGGUUACAGAGCUUUUUCAUCUCUCUUUAGAACCAUCUGUUUGGUGUUGAUAGGGUUGUUAACAGUGCUCUUGUUAUUGUAAUUUCUUUUCCUUAUCAGAGGGUGCUUUUGCUUCCCCAUAUUUAUCAGGGGGUCGGCCUUCCGUAUGUAAUUACAAAAUGGCUUAGUUCUCUGCCAAAAAUACAUAGAAAGCGUUCUGUAGAUGUCUGUAUAAAUGAUUCAGUGUAAACUGACCGAAAUGAGUCAAAAGUUUGCAAUUGGCUUUGAUUAUACCU
Molecule: messenger RNA, 3290 nt
Organism: Fragaria vesca subsp. vesca
Lineage: Eukaryota; Viridiplantae; Streptophyta; Magnoliopsida; Rosales; Rosaceae
Product: vacuolar protein sorting-associated protein 18 homolog
Exons: 23
Coding region: 1-2964 (987 amino acids)
Biological process (GO): endosome organization; intracellular protein transport; organelle fusion
Cellular component (GO): endosome; HOPS complex
Molecular function (GO): protein-macromolecule adaptor activity
Source: RefSeq, a predicted model, not a curated record